Scedosporium apiospermum is the source of this 1098-nucleotide messenger RNA. RefSeq names its product Uroporphyrinogen decarboxylase. The transcript is spliced from 5 exons. The coding region runs from base 1 to 1098 and encodes 365 amino acids. Gene Ontology annotation, cellular component: cytosol. Gene Ontology annotation, biological process: heme biosynthetic process. The record is from RefSeq and is a predicted model, not a curated record. Lineage: Eukaryota; Fungi; Ascomycota; Sordariomycetes; Microascales; Microascaceae. Gene Ontology annotation, molecular function: uroporphyrinogen decarboxylase activity.
AUGGAACACUCAUUCGAACCAUUGAAGAAUGACUUGCUCAUUCGCGCCGCUUGGGGCGAGGAGGUGGAGCGCCCUCCCAUGUGGGUGAUGCGACAGGCCGGUAGAUACCUCCCCGAAUAUCACGAGGCCAAGGGCAACCGUGACUUCUUCGACUGCUGCCGGGACCCCGAGGUCGCCUCGACGCUUACCCUGCAGCCCGUAGAACGGUAUGCCGGUCUAAUAGACGCCGCCAUCAUCUUCUCCGAUAUCCUCGUCAUCCCGCAGGCCAUGGGAAUGGUCGUGGAGAUGCUAGAAAAGAAGGGUCCUCAUUUUCCCCAUCCUCUCAAGUCGCCCGAGGACCCCCAGUACGCUCAGCUCCUCGAGAAGAAGGUUGACGUCGCGAGCGAGUUGGAUUACGUCUACAAAGCCAUAACCCUGACGAGGAAGAAGCUUGCCGGACGAGUGCCGCUUAUCGGAUUCUGCGGCGCUCCCUGGACGCUGUUCUGCUACAUGGUUGAGGGCGGCGGCACGAAGCUAUUCGCCGAGUCAAAGCGUUGGAUCUAUCGAUACCCCGAAGAGUCGAAGAAGGUGCUGCAGAAGAUUUCCGAAAUCUGUGUCGAGUACCUUGCCCUGCAGGUCAAGGCUGGUGCCCAGCUUGUAAUGGUGUUCGACUCGUGGGCGGGUGAGCAUUCCCCGGCCUCGUUCAAGGAAUUCUCCGAGCCCUAUUUGCGAUACAUCUCGGAGCACCUUCCUCCUAGGCUGAAGGAGCUCGGGCUCGAGCCGGUUCCCAUGACUGUCUUCGCCAAGGGAGCUUGGUUCGCCCUUGAUUCGUUGUGUGAUCUCGGCUAUAAUGUCGUCGGCCUGGACUGGCUGCGAGACCCACGAGAGGCAGUCCAGAUCCGGGGUAACCGGCCAGUUGUCUUCCAGGGCAAUGCCGAUCCUGGUAUCUUGUAUGGCACGAAGGAGCUCAUUACCAAAACCGUCAAGGACAUGGUGGACGGAUUCGGUGGUGGCAAGAAGGGCUGGAUUGCAAAUCUAGGUCACGGCAUUACUCCCGGUGUGAACCCUGAAGACUUGAAGUUCUUCUUCCAGGAGAUCCACAGGUUGACCGCCCCCUAA